UCCUUCAGCGUGAAGCCAUCGCCCGUCUUCUGGUACAACUCGACGUUGAUGUCGCGGGCCACGGCGAGCGUCUGGCGGUCUGCGGAGAAGGAGUGGUCCGCAAUGGGGCUGUGGAAGAGGUGGUGCACUUCGGGGGUCGGCAUGGUGAUGGUGGACGCAAUAGGAGACUCUCUACUAUUGCGAGUCGUGGAUUGGGAGCUGUGAGUUGUCAAUGUUGGAGGGGCUAUGUCGACGAGCACCGCGCCAAGCCCUGUCUUGGCUCUUCCGUCGAGCGUCCGAAAAGUUCACGAACACGGCUUCGACAUCCAGCCGUGUGCGAUCCGACGCCUCUUCACAGCAAGCGCUCGCCAUCAUGAUCCUCCGACGACCCCUUUUCAGCGCAACCUCGGCCGCCGUCUCGCUGCCAAAAACAUGCGUCCGCAACCUCCAGCACUCAAUCCCCAUGCGCCCAGUCCCGAAGCCCAUUCCCUUCAUCCCCGACCACACGGCCUUCCUCAGCGCCAUUGGCCGCGGCCUCUCCGCCCACGCCACCAAGAUCCCCUCCUGGGACGCCCUCUUCACCCUCAGCUCGCCACAGCUCAAAGAACUCGGCGUCGAGCCCGCCCGCUCGCGCCGCUACCUGCUGCAUUGGCGGGAGAAGUUCCGUAACGGCGAGUACGGCAUUGGCGGCGACUGCCAGCACGUCGUUGAUGGCGUUGCGGAGCUCAAAAUCGUCGAGGCGCCUGUCCUGCCCAAUCCUGCUCUCGGGAACACAAUGAGUCCUAGGUCUGCGGCUGCUACUGCCACGCAUGACCCUGGGACACGGAAGUUGGUUGUCAAUGUGCCUGCGGGGGCUGAGGCGCCGACUGUGUCUGCGGAUGCGUUAAAGAGGGUGCAGGGCGUGUUUGUCAAGGGCGCCAAGACCAUCAAGGGGAGCUAUGUGGAGCCAGUCAAGGGCGGCGAGGGGCUGAGGGCGAGGAUAAGGCUGCAAGAGGGCAUUUGGGAAGAGAGGAGAGGUCAUGUGGUUGAUGGUGGUGAGAGGCGGAAAGCGGAGGUCAGAGCGAAGAGGCGGGCGGCUGAGAACAAGGAGAAGGCGAGGUAGGGACUGGAUGUGUGUGAACGAAAAGCACUGGAAACCAUGUAUCAUAGGGCACGUUUUAUGGGGAAGUGUAUCAUACAAAUCUUCCACGUUGGAUCAUGACAUGGUAGAAUGUUGACGAAACUGACAUGACUCUGACUCUGAUUCCCCACAAGAAUAUCAACAGAAAUAUUUUAUAUCUCCAAGAAUAGUUCAGCUUAAACUACAAACAUCGACGUCUCGCUCAAUAAAUCCACAAACCACCACCCUUCCCCAAAACCAACGUACAUCGAAGUAUCAUUCCUCGCACCGAAGCGAAAGUGGAGUAGAUGUCUAUCAAACCCGGAUAUCACCCACCAAUCCAUAAACUCCAAACAAAAACAUACAACCAUUGUACAGAUUGCACACCACCAACCAUUCCAUCUCACCCCUC
Messenger RNA from Dothidotthia symphoricarpi CBS 119687, 1490 nucleotides. RefSeq lists its product as uncharacterized. Bases 212 to 1081 code for a protein of 289 amino acids. Gene Ontology annotation, cellular component: mitochondrion. The transcript has a single exon. NCBI's taxonomy places the organism in Eukaryota, Fungi, Ascomycota, Dothideomycetes, Pleosporales, Dothidotthiaceae. The record is from RefSeq and is a predicted model, not a curated record.